Molecule: messenger RNA, 4873 nt
Organism: Stylophora pistillata
Lineage: Eukaryota; Metazoa; Cnidaria; Anthozoa; Scleractinia; Pocilloporidae
Product: chromosome-associated kinesin KIF4
Biological process (GO): spindle elongation; mitotic spindle organization; microtubule-based movement
Cellular component (GO): microtubule associated complex
Molecular function (GO): ATP binding; microtubule motor activity; microtubule binding
Source: RefSeq, a predicted model, not a curated record
GAUAAUUUAUGUAUUCUACGUUCGAAAUUGCUCCGAUCUUUCCUUGACCUGAGCAAUUCUGUUGUUAACCAUGCCCGAGGAAAAGGAUAAAGUUAUUCCUGUACGUGUCGCUUUGAGAAUAAGACCGCUAGUUCCGAAAGAAAUCGGCGAGGGUUGCAAACAAUGUAUCAGAUGCAUACCAGAAAAUGCACAAGUUGUGAUCGGUGAUGACAAAGCCUUCUCUUACGAUUAUGUGUUCGAUACGACAAGUAUACAGGAGAAUUUAUACAGGAAGACUAUAAUUCCGUUGCUUGAAGGCUUUUUUAACGGAUAUAACGCCACAGUUCUCGCAUAUGGACAAACAGGGUCGGGAAAAACAUAUUCCAUGGGCACAGCAUUCACAACGUGUAACGAGACCUCUGAGGAAAGAGGUGUGAUUCCAAGGCUGAUCGAGACUGUGUUUCACUGGAUCAAUGAAAGAAAGGAAAAAACGGAAUUUUUGCUGAAAGCGUCAUUCCUAGAGAUUCACAAUGAAGAGAUACAUGACCUUUUGAAUCCUUGUCCUCCGGAUGAAUCUAAGAUUGCCAUAAGAGAAACACAUGAUGGUGGAAUCAAGAUUGCUGGUUUACAGGAAGUAGUGGUAACAUCUGGGGCUGAUAUGGUGAGAUGCUUAGAGCAGGGAUCUGCAUCAAGGGCAACUGGAGCCACUGCCAUGAACAGCAGAUCAAGCCGCUCUCAUGCCAUAUUUACAAUAACUUUAGAACAGAAGAAGCUGCAGGGGAGUGAACUCAAAAAGGCUAAGUUUCAUCUGGUGGAUCUUGCUGGUUCUGAAAGAGUAAAGAAGACACAUGCUCAAGGGGAACGCUUCAAGGAAGGUGUUAACAUCAACAAAGGGUUGCUAGCAUUGGGUAAUGUUAUUAGUGCUCUUAGUGAUGAGCUGAGGAAAUCUAAUGCCCACGUCCCUUACCGCGACUCCAAGUUGACACGUCUUCUUCAAGACUCUCUCGGAGGAAACAGUAAUACCUUGAUGAUCGCUUGCGUGAGUCCUGCAGACAGUAAUUUUGAGGAAACCCUUAACACGCUCAGAUACGCCGAUCGAGCGAGACAGAUAAAAAACAAACCAAUUGUUAAUCUUGAUCCGGCCGCAGCUGAACUGGCGCGACUUCGCCAUCAGGUCCAGUUGCUUCAAGUGCAACUUCUCCAGGGACAAACCAUUACAGGAGUGACUGCAGGAGGGACAAGUGACGAGAACACUUCAGCUAUCAACAUCCAAGAAAUGACGGACAGAAUCACGGAACUCGAAUCCGAAAAUGAAAAGCUGAGUUCCGAGCUGCAUGCCUCUGUCGAUCAGAACACUCAGAUGUACGAGAAAGUGUUGGUGGCUGAGCUAGCUCGCGAUAAAAUGCUGCGAAAAUUUAAUGAGCUGAAAGGCCAUUUUAGCGCUAAAAUCACCGCAAAUGUGGCCGAGUCAGUGGACAAUAGCCAGGCUGACAUGGCGUUAGCCGAAGAACUUCAAACAAAGCUGCAUGAACUCGAGGAGAGUUUGAGCUCGACUACAAAGUUGGAAGAUGUAGUUAAGACUGAAGAACAGCCCACCAGUGACACAGAACACCCGGACGAGUGCGACGAGAGCUCUGACCCAAGGUCCCCUUCGGAUGCCUCAUUUGUUUCCCAGCACGCUUUAAGGCGAGCAGAGCUUGGGAGACAACUCCAGGAAUUGAAUAAAGCACUCGCUCUUAAAGAAGAGUUAGCCAAUAAGAUGGUGUCGAAUGACGAACGGUUGUCCAAUAUGAGAAAACAGUAUGAGGACACUGUUCGCGAACUGGAGGGUGAAAUUUCGAGGUUGGAGAAGGAAAAGGCGAGUCUUAGCGUUGCGUUAACCAGCAAGAAGUCCGAAGCCUCCGACAGCAAAAUGAAUGAAAAGAACAGGAAUAGAAUCAAAGAACUUGAGGCCAAAAUUUCAGAUCUGAAGAAGAAGCAGGUUGAACAACACAAACUUUUGAAAAUGAAGGAACAAAGCGACUGUACUAUAAAGAAACUCAAUUCUGAGAUUCAGGGUAUGAAGUCGAUCCGUGUCAAGCUAAUGCGCCAGAUAAAAGAAGAAUCUGAACGCUUCAGAGCACUGAAGGCUCAAAAAGACAAGGAAAUUAAUCAGUUGAAGGACCAGGGUCGCAAAAGGCAGUUUGAAUACAAGAAGUUGGAGAACAUUCAUCAGAAGCAACAGGCUGUCCUCAAAAGAAAAACGGAGGAGGUGUCGGCAGUUCAGAAGCGUCUUAAGAUGGCGCUGGAUCGCCAAAAGGAGGCGGCGGAGAAGAAAUCCAUGAUACAACAGCAACAACAAAAACAGGCCGAGGGACUUGUUCCAAGAAUGAAGUCCUGGUUAUGUCAUGAAGUCGAGGUUCUUGUGAGCGUGAACCAAGCGAGACAGACACUAGAAAAUCUCAUUGACGAUAGGAAAGUAUUGUCGAGACAACUAGCGGAGUUAAGAAGUCAGGAAGAAGAUCAACAUGACGAACCUGCUGCCAAGAAAAUGCUCCAAGAGGCUGGCACUCCGAGCGACAAGAAAAACAAGUCACAUAGUUUACAAAUAACAAUCACCACCCUUGAACACGAGCUCGAACUAAGGAGUUCCCAAAUAGGUGUGCUACAGCAAAAGAUUCUUGAUGCAGAGCAAGGGGAAAAAUCAAGACAUCGCUGGAAUAAUAUUCACAGCAUGGCUGAAGCAAAGGCAGGGUUGCAAGUUUUGCUAAACAUGACAGUGGCAGCAACUCUUGCCAAUACAAAGACGGAAAAAUCCAGAGAGGAGUUUGAGUCCCAGUUAAACGAACUAAGGUCACGUGAAGAGUCCAUGUCUUCAGAGCAUCAGGCUGAAAUGAAAAGAAUUCAACGAUCUCACGACGAUUUCGUGACACGUCUUAAGGAGGAACACGAGGAAAAAGUCCAGUGCCUUCUGCAGCAAAUACCUUCCAGCGACGCCUCGUAUAAUUCCCAGCAGGAAACAACAGAAGAGCUUCAGGAGCAACUCGGGGCGUUGAAAGAAGAGAACAACAACUUGAAAGAGCAAUUGAGACAACUGAGGGACGUCUUUGCAUCUGAUUCUCCAUCCCCCAAACCAAAGAAACAGAAAUCAAAGAAGAAAACGGUUGAAGUACUCCAACACGACGAGGACUGGGCCAUGGAUUUGAGUGAGGAGAGUGAACAGGAGGAUUUGGUUGAGCUAGACCCAGACUGGGUGAAAACCCCCGUGGGCCGGCGUCCACAGCGGAGGUCUGGGCGACGCACCCAGUCCGCUGACGCUUCAUCACUUAUCAUUAAUUCUGGGCAAGGACAGGGAUGCAAGUGCACAGGGAAGUGUGCAACAAGUAACUGUCUUUGCAAGAAGAGCUCUACUGCUUGUUCAGACGAAUGCGGCUGUAAAGCAUUGAAAUGUGUUAAUCGUCAACUGAAAUCUCUGCCGGAAGUGCCGACUGUGGAUAUAGGAACGCUAAGCGAAAAUGGAAAUGCUUCUUCACCACCCUUUAAUAAUGACAAAGAUGGGCGACAGGCAUUGGUCGAAUUGAAAAAUGUAUCCCAAGAAACGAAGAAAGAAAUCAAGAAAACAGUGCCAUUAUCCCUUAAACAAAAUGGAACAGAGAAUCAACUGGUAACAAGCACAAAGCCUAAAGUGCUCCAUAAACCUUACUCCAGCAGUUCGGUUUCAUCUUCUGACGAAGACGGAACACAAUCAAAGCAUCGAGGUUUCUCUAGACCCGGGUCCACACCUGGGCGGUCUGUGCCCGGUCUCAUCAAAUCGAGAGCGCCUGGGUUCAGCUUUGGUUCCGCAAAGAAGAUUGUUGUAAAUAAGCCUAUCACAAAGUUCAACCAUGAAAACAAGAGGAAACGAAAGUUGUUGAAACCUUCCAACACAGCCGUAAGCCUGGGUGCUAAACCUUGAUUUGUAAUAGCACAUUUGCGAAUUACCUUUGGCGUCUUUUUCAAAGCGAGUUCCGGUGCUCAUCCUCUCCUAUGAUUAUAAGUUUUCAUUUACAUACAAAGUGAACUCAUUUUCAUACAAUAUUGGUUAUGCAUCAGGAGAGCCCAAAAGUAUUUCGAAAAUGGCCGCUGGUAGAGUAGCAGAGCAGCGUGGUUUUACGAAUGUAAUUCGUAUUGUAAAUAGUGUCAGUUACAGAGACUAAGAUAUGAAGAACUGAAUGAGCCAAUCAGAUUUGUAUUCAUCACGGUGGCGGUUUUAUUCACUUCAGCCUGUGACUUCUUAUGAGUUAAAAUACUGGCACCGUAACGUAAAUUUGGAGUUAGGGAGAGCACCGAAUGGAAUUAGUAGAAACCGUCAACUGUUGUCUUUUUUCUUUUUUUUUUUUCGGAAAUAUCAUAAAUCACUUUUUAAGAGUUGAAGGAUGAUUGACUGAUGAUAAUCUUCCUUUAAGAACAGUUUUUCUUUUUAAUCAUUUUUCCUCUCUAAACAAGGAUUUCAUACAGCAGUUAUCCUCAAAUCGAAAUACUUUAUUUUCUAUUUUGAUAGUGUUAUUACCACAAAUCAUUUCUAUCAUUUUCAAAGAAUUCCAAUCGAGUGUCAUAAAACUAUAACCAAAGUAAUCAAAUCGGCCAAUCAAAACAGGGCAAAUCAUCAGGAGCAGCCAAUGAAGCGACCAAUCAAAACAGGGAAAAUUAUCAUAGGUAGCCCGUGAGAGUUCAGUGAGUAACCGAUUCGCUAUUGGUUCCAUGUGGUUGUGCGAGUUUUCAAGACCAACCAGGGUGAAACAAAGCCUGUACAAUCGCAGAUUGAAAACUGCUCUAUUUGCCUAUUUUAGCCGAUUGUAAAUUUAUAAAUGGAUAAUGUUUUAAUCUUUUCCGUUUUUGGUUUCUGUGCUCAAGAAAUAAAUUCCAGAACGAUCCA